AUGGAGAAAAGAGCCAAAUCCGUCCUCAACGCCGCGCUUUUCCUUCUUUCCAUUUCCAUUGUUGUCGCAGUUCUCGCUGCUGGAUACAUCGUUUCGGACGUUUCAGAGUUCCGGAAUGGAAUUCAGGAUGAUAUGAAAGAGUUCCAGGUAACACGAAUUUCAAUUUCAAAACCCUUCUUUCUUUUAUGCAGUUCUAUUCUUCGGAUUCAUGGAACGUGAUGUUGAGCAAAAAAACGGUUGGAUUCCGUGUCCGUCGUCAGUAUUCGAAUGCCCCGGUCGGCGGGGGUGGACAGAUCGAGGACGGAACGUGCCAAUGCGCGGAGCAGUCCACGGGCUGUCCGCACGGUCCUCCAGGAGCUCCUGGAACACCAGGCCAUCCGGGAGACGUCGGAACUGCCGGAUCACCAGGGCAACCGGGCUCUCCUGGAAUUUCUGAAAUGCAUGCUUCUCUCAUGAACGGCUGUAUCACUUGCCCACGAGGACCUCCAGGUUCUCCGGGACCUGAUGGUCCUCCCGGCCCUCUCGGUUCGAGUGGAAAUGCUGGAAGACCAGGAUCCGCGGGACCACAAGGUCGGCCAGGCCCUCCGGGUCAACUUGGCCCGCCAGGUCCAAACGGAAACCCUGGUGCUCCCGGAAACGAUGGAACUCCUGGAGUGCCAGGAACACGUCAGUUGAGUCAACGGGGACCUUUUGGCCCUCCUGGACCAAUGGGACCGCCUGGUUCACCUGGAAAUGACGGACAAUUCAGAAACGGACCACCCGGGCCACCGGGAGCAAUGGGUAAGUGAACGAGUGAGAAUGAGUGCGCCACUGAUGAAAUUGCUUUCAGGCCCCUCUGGAACCCCCGGAGCUCCUGGCGGUGUAGGAUCGAACGGAAAUCCAGGAAGUGACGGAAUGCCGGGACCGGACGGGGAGUACUGUACUUGUCCGAGGAGAACACCGAACUUGGGAGUUGCUGGGUAUCAGCAUCACAUGGACACGGACACAGGAAUCGGAUUCUCGAAGAGCAAGAUUAAGAAAUUGAAGAAGAUGAUGCGGAAGUUCCAAAAACGAUUCUACUCGACGAACGCAUAG
Molecule: messenger RNA, 1074 nt
Organism: Caenorhabditis sp. 36 PRJEB53466
Lineage: Eukaryota; Metazoa; Nematoda; Chromadorea; Rhabditida; Rhabditidae
Source: the annotation of a GenBank genome assembly